Molecule: messenger RNA, 2607 nt
Organism: Suillus subalutaceus
Lineage: Eukaryota; Fungi; Basidiomycota; Agaricomycetes; Boletales; Suillaceae
Exons: 11
Coding region: 1-2607 (868 amino acids)
Source: RefSeq, a predicted model, not a curated record
AUGUCUGGACUCGCUGCGCUACAUUGCUCGACGUUUGCACAAGGCUUCAGCAACAAUCAACGCCAGGCUGCUGCCAGGGCACUACUUAGGCACGACGCUCACAUUGAUGGCACGCAUUAUCAUACCAAGACACUUUGUGGCCUUCAUCCCUCCUACAUAGCCUUUCACUCUAAUGGUCAAGAACUGGAGUCAGGGAGAGCGCUAUCUCCCAAAGAACUUAUUGCUAUGCAGGACCAUCUCGACGGUGGUAUAUCUCUGCUUGUUCGAUGUGCAGGUUCUGGAGUAGGACCGACUAUGUCACCCGAGAAAAUUCCUCUUGACCUGUAUAUCACGCCAUGCGAGCUGCAAGAAGUUCCUCAACAGAUUGGAGGAGAUGUCGUGGUGCUUGUACAAGCAUUCGCUCAAGAGUUUGCGAUACCGCAUCUCCAACGUUUUGCUAAGCGCUGUGCCAUUGAAAAUAUCAAACCACCUCAGUCUUUCCCUGCUACUCAUAUCAGUACAAAUGGACCACAGCACCUCCCAGGGCCUAUCGUGGCUACUGGGGCUCGCAUUGCAUGCUCUGCACAAGCACCAAAAACCUUCGAGAAGAAUCUGCAAACCUCAUCCGUUCCUGCUGCAGAUCCAAAGAAACCGGCAUCUGCAGCAAUUUCUGAAGGAAUCCAACUGGGGGCAAGUGUUGCAAAAGACAUGUUAACUCCACGUUCACAGAUUCGCUGGCGCCGAGCUGCUGAAGUCUUUGUUGCUGAUAGAGUCCCUGGCCCAAUCUUUUUGGUUCGGCCUGAAUUCGGUUACAAUGCGAUAAACUUUAGUCCUCCGCUCAUUAGUAUCGGUCCUAAUACCGAUGCUGCUCUUGAUCGGUUCAAACUGGGAGAUGAGCUCUUGCCCAAGCUCCGUGUGCUUGUUGGAACUGUGCAAAGCAGUCGUUGGGAGUUGGUUCUCAGGUCCCAGAAGUGGGAUCUGAGCUAUGAGCAAGCCUCUAUCUUGGCAAACGCCCUUCUUGCAGACCUUCAAGGGGUGCCGUUCAGCCCUGAAAUUGUGAAGCGCAAAUCUUCUGUGCUAUCCGUCAUUCUGAAGUGUCUUGGCAUUCUAAUCGUGAAUAAUUAUCUUGCAGUUUUUCACCGUGGCAUUAUGUCUAAGCACAAAUACAUGGUAUCUCCCUCCACCCACAAGAGCAGCGCCAGGCGCCGCAUGCAGCAACCUCGCAUCCAUCCAAAGGUUGUCAUAAGCAAAGAGGCCCAUGCUCUACUCACAGCCAACCAACGCACCAAGUCUCGUCAGUUCAAAAUCGCCCUUGAUGAGGCUUGGGGCCAGAUCGACGAGGCCACGAAGACUAUCGCUUCAGCUCACCAUAAAAGCAUUCGCCGUGCCAGCGAAAAUCGCAACCAAGGCAAAGGUGCACUUCAACAGCUCGUUCAUGAGCAUAAGGAUGAGUACCACAACCUUUCAAAGGACGAGCGGGCAGAUCUACUUAAAGAGUAUGCCGACUGGUCAUUAACAAAGGCUACUGGUGUGUGCACCUCCACCAAAUCGAAGGUCAACGAUAUCACUCAAACACUCAAGGCUGUCGAAAUUGAGCUUAAAAGUCUGCAAUGUCGUACAGGCGCAGAAAGCAUAUUCUAUACCACGCGCGGGUCGACUGAUCUUCCCCUUCGAAGCAUAGCCUUUGCGACUGAAGGCGUUCAGGACUUCAUGCCAUCUGUGAUGGGCGUCGACAAUCAAGAUCUACUUGGUAAGAUGGAAGGCUUUGCGGUUCAAGGUGUGAAAGGUGCUGCACAAAAUCACCAAGAGCGUGUGUCUCAAGCACGCGCAGCCAUCCGCAAUAUUAUCAACAGUACUCUUCGUCAGAUCACUGGCAACCCUGACGCCAACAUGCAAUGGGCACUUUAUUUCCGGAACAUUAUCCAACGCUACCAAGUCAUGAUAGAGGGGUGGCCUGACAAUAUUCCAUUCGCCAACCUUAGCCAAGUGUCUAGCGCCCUCCCAGAGCUCGACAGGCUCUUCCGGAGGUGGAAGUCGGGUGCGACGCACUGGAAGACUUUAACGGACAAGGAAUUCGAGAAAGUUCUCCAGGAGCACAAUGAUAAACUCGACCAUGGCGAGAUCGACGACCAUAGACGACGGACUCGAUCUGACAAGGGUAAGAAACGAAAGAAGCCCACAGCCAUGGAUUCUAGCUUGUGCGGCCGCAAGAAGUAUAAGAGUGCAGCUACUGUCGAAGACAGUGAUAAGGAGAAUGACGCUGAGGAAGAAGACAAUGACAAGCAUGAGGCUCGUGGCCAGUCCUCCGCACCCUCUGGCGCACCCUCUUGUCAUGCUUCCAACGCCACUCCAGCACCCUCUGGCGCACCCUCUGGCGCACCCUCUCACACACCCUCUGGCGCACCCUCUGGCGCACCCUCUUGUCAGCUGUCUGACACUACUUCCAACGCCACUCCCGCACCUCAUGUGUCUCGUGAUACUUGCUUCUCCACACCCUCUCCUCACUUCAGCAAUGAUUCUGACACUAAUAGUGCUCUCCUGGACUGUGAUGCUAUGUUGGAUAGGUUAGGCGAAAUCUUUGGAUCUACACAUCAAGAUGAAACAACGAUGUCUAUGAUUGCACCAUGA